Molecule: messenger RNA, 1951 nt
Organism: Phodopus roborovskii (desert hamster)
Lineage: Eukaryota; Metazoa; Chordata; Mammalia; Rodentia; Cricetidae
Gene: Sox9
Product: SRY-box transcription factor 9
Exons: 3
Coding region: 381-1904 (507 amino acids)
Biological process (GO): morphogenesis of an epithelium; oligodendrocyte differentiation; chondrocyte differentiation
Cellular component (GO): nucleus
Molecular function (GO): DNA-binding transcription factor activity, RNA polymerase II-specific; RNA polymerase II cis-regulatory region sequence-specific DNA binding
Source: RefSeq, a predicted model, not a curated record
CUGGGCUGGGAGUCGGAGAGCCGUGAGCGCUGCUCGGAACUGCCUGGAAACUUCAGUGGGGCGACAACUUUACCAAUUUCUGUUCAGGAACUUUUCUUUGCAAGAGAGACGGGGUGCAAGUGUCCCCAGUUUCGUUCUCUGUCUUCCCUUCCUUCUCCUCCUGUCCGAUUCGCCUUCCCCGGGUUUGGAGCGGGCAGCUGAGCAGCGGCCACCCAGCCAGUGCCUCUGCUAAGUGCCCGCCGCUGCCGCCCGGUGACGCGCCAACCUCCCGGGGAGCCGCUCGCUCGGCGUCCGCGUCCGGGCAGCAGAGGGAAGAGAAGCCCCAGCCGCCGCGGCUUCUCGCCUUUCCCAGCCACGCGCCCCCUGCCCCGGGCUCGCGUAUGAAUCUCCUGGACCCCUUCAUGAAGAUGACCGACGAGCAGGAGAAGGGCCUGUCCGGCGCCCCCAGCCCCACCAUGUCCGAGGACUCGGCUGGCUCGCCCUGCCCCUCGGGCUCGGGCUCCGACACGGAGAACACGCGGCCCCAGGAGAAUACGUUCCCCAAGGGCGAGCCGGAUCUGAAGAAGGAGAGCGAAGAAGACAAGUUCCCCGUGUGUAUCCGCGAGGCGGUCAGCCAGGUGCUGAAGGGCUACGACUGGACGCUGGUGCCCAUGCCGGUGCGCGUCAACGGCUCCAGCAAGAACAAGCCACAUGUCAAGCGGCCCAUGAACGCCUUCAUGGUGUGGGCGCAGGCUGCGCGCAGGAAGCUGGCGGACCAGUACCCGCAUCUGCACAACGCGGAGCUCAGCAAGACUCUAGGCAAACUCUGGAGACUGCUGAACGAGAGCGAGAAGAGACCCUUCGUGGAGGAGGCGGAGCGGCUGCGCGUGCAGCACAAGAAAGACCACCCGGAUUACAAGUACCAGCCACGGCGGAGGAAGUCCGUGAAGAACGGGCAGGCAGAAGCCGAAGAGGCCACGGAACAGACUCACAUCUCUCCUAACGCCAUCUUCAAGGCGCUGCAAGCUGACUCGCCUCACUCCUCCUCGGGGAUGAGCGAGGUGCACUCCCCGGGAGAGCACUCCGGGCAAUCUCAGGGUCCACCGACCCCACCCACCACUCCAAAAACCGACGUGCAAGCUGGCAAAGUUGACCUGAAGCGAGAGGGGCGCCCUCUGGCAGAGGGGGGCAGACAGCCCCCCAUCGACUUCCGCGACGUGGACAUCGGUGAGCUGAGCAGCGACGUCAUCUCCAACAUCGAGACCUUUGACGUCAAUGAGUUUGACCAAUACUUGCCGCCCAACGGCCACCCAGGGGUGCCGGCCACCCACGGCCAGGUCACCUACACCGGCAGCUACGGCAUAAGCAGCACCGCAGCGACCCCUGCGACCGCGGGCCACGUGUGGAUGUCAAAGCAGCAGGCGCCGCCACCUCCCCCGCAGCAGCCCCCGCAGGCCCCGCAAGCCCCGCAGGCGCCUCCGCAGCAGCAAGCACCCCCGCAGCAGCAGCAGGCACCCCAGCAGCAGCAGGCACACACGCUCACCACCCUGAGCAGCGAGCCGGGCCAGUCCCAGAGAACACACAUCAAGACGGAGCAGCUGAGCCCCAGCCACUACAGCGAGCAGCAGCAGCAUUCCCCGCAGCAGAUCGCCUACAGCCCCUUCAACCUUCCGCACUACAGCCCCUCCUACCCGCCCAUCACGCGCUCGCAGUACGACUACACAGACCACCAGAACUCCGGCUCCUACUACAGCCACGCAGCGGGCCAGGGCUCGGGGCUCUACUCCACAUUCACCUACAUGAACCCGGCGCAGCGCCCCAUGUACACUCCCAUCGCUGACACCUCCGGAGUCCCGUCCAUCCCGCAAACCCACAGCCCGCAGCAUUGGGAACAACCGGUCUACACACAGCUCACCAGACCCUGAGGAGCCCUUGAAGAGGGAUGGAGCUGGAGCUGAUCAUUAAAAAAAGA